GACAUGGAAGCAAUGCAGGAUGACAAUAACAGGAUGCGAGAGGAAAUAGAAUCUUGGAAUUCUAAAUACGUAGCCUUAAAAAAAUUCGCUCUACAACAAAAAGUCCAGCUUCCAUCUGAAUUGGAAACGAUGUACACAUCGUAAUAUGGCAUACCAAUUUGGAUUGCCCACAAUGGCGCACGGCAUGCAGUCCGCGCCUUCACAAACGGCUGUCAUGCCAGCGUUCCCGCGAUUUGGUUCUGGCACUCAUCGACCCGAAUACCAGGAUCAAAGACUGACACGUGAAGCCAUGGAGCGCUACUUGCGCGAUCAGAGUGACUUGGUGAUUGUAGUUCUGCACGCCAAAGUCGCCCAGAAAUCUUACGGCAACGAAAAGAGAUUUUUUUGUCCUCCACCCUGUAUUUAUCUUUUUGGUGACGGGUGGAAAAUGCGACAAGAACAGAUGCUCCGAGAGGGCGAAUCUGAACAGACUUCGCAGCUCUGCGCCUUCAUCGGGAUCGGCAAUUCAGAUCAAGACAUGCAGCAGCUUGAUCUCAGCAAUGGAAAGCAGUACUGUGCUGCGAAAACAUUACACAUAUCAGACUCUGAUAAGAGAAAAAACUUCAUGCUCUCCGUGAAGAUGUUCUAUGGUAAUGGGCACGAUAUCGGAGUUUUCCAGAGCAAACGGAUAAAGCUCAACGGUGGCGGCGAUGUGGCAAUGCUGGAAUUGACUGGAGACAAUUUCACGCCGAAUCUUCGAGUCUGGUUUGGCGACGUGGAAGCGGAGACAAUGUAUCGGUGCCAGGAGAGCAUGGUGUGUAUUGUUCCAGACAUUUCCCUCUUCAGAGGCGAGUGGCUGUGGGUUCGUCAGCCAAGGCAGGUUCCGGUUUCUCUGGUGCGCAACGACGGCAUCAUUUAUGCGACCGGGUUGACAUUCACCUAUACUCCUGAGCCAGCUCCACGUCCACAUUGUCCUCUGGCAGAUGAAAUUUUGAGGGCACCCCGGCCCAUGCAUAACCAAGCUAGCAUGCCGCCAGAUAUGGCUGACUUGCCUUGGAGUACGCACUAAUCAAGGCAUGCGGGCUUCUGAUAUUUUCAAGGCCACUGCAAACCGAACGAAAUCACUCUGAGUGAUUUCAUGAAUUGUAUACCUGCUGUGUUCUAAAACGGUAGUGAUUCUUGCAUAUGAUAUUAAAGAGAGAGUAUUGGAGAUGAAGAGAGUAUUUUAGAGGAACUCGCAUACUUGCAGGAGAGGAAGCAGGAAGAUGGCGCUGUAAAUCUAAUGUCCAAGAUUAUAAUGGGGAUGUUACAUGAAAUGAGAUAAAAUAUUUUGAUUCUUUGGUAGCUCAUUAUUAUACUCCAAGAAGAAAUAUUUUUUUAUUGAAUAAGAAACACGUUUUUUUUCUUAAUAGAGUUUGAAUGUGGCUCCCUUUUGCCAAACGCAUAGAUUUGUUAUAUCUCUGUGACGUUAUACUUAGCGGGAAAAUUCGAACCAGCUCCAGAGCUCCUCUGGGGAGAGUUGUGUCCCAUUAGAGUCUUCUACUAGCCGACGUGAAACCGGAAUCGGAAAUACGUAGCGAAGCGCGAAAUAUUUGAAGUAUUCUUAAGAAGAGGUUAUAUGUCAUAAUAUAUUUUCGUGCAGUGCUUGUUGAAAAAAUAAGAUUUUUAAAUGAAAAAACAA
Belonocnema kinseyi is the source of this 1660-nucleotide messenger RNA. RefSeq names its product suppressor of hairless protein-like. Bases 146 to 1048 code for a protein of 300 amino acids. The transcript has 3 exons. The record is from RefSeq and is a predicted model, not a curated record. NCBI's taxonomy places the organism in Eukaryota, Metazoa, Arthropoda, Insecta, Hymenoptera, Cynipidae. Gene Ontology annotation, molecular function: RNA polymerase II cis-regulatory region sequence-specific DNA binding; DNA-binding transcription activator activity, RNA polymerase II-specific. Gene Ontology annotation, biological process: regulation of transcription by RNA polymerase II. Gene Ontology annotation, cellular component: nucleus.